AUGGCGCUGCUCUCCGCCACUUCACCCGCAAAGGCGCACUUCUCGGCGCUCCUCUUCUGCCACGACGAGCCGCAACAGCACCAGCACGCGCUCCCUGUCCCGCACCCGCAGAGCUUCGGCGGCGGCAACAAGGCCAGGCAGCGGGCGCGGGGCAGGUGCGCGGCGGCGUCAAUGCGGCUUCCCGACGCGUCCGUCGCUUCCGCGCCCGCCCCAGCGGCCGCGGCCGGCGAGGCGCGGCGGAAGAAGAAGCCCCGGGUGCUGGUGGCCGGUGGCGGCAUCGGCGGGCUGGUGUUCGCGCUGGCGGCGCGGCGCAAGGGGUACGACGUGACGGUGUUCGAGCGCGACAUGAGCGCGGUGCGCGGGGAAGGGCAGUACCGCGGGCCCAUCCAGAUCCAGAGCAACGCGCUGGCCGCGCUCGAGGCCAUCGACAUGUCCGUCGCCGAGGAGGUCAUGCGCGUCGGCUGCGUCACCGGCGACCGCAUCAACGGCCUCGUCGACGGCAUGUCCGGCUCCUGGUACGCCCCACCCCCAUUCCUCCUUCCUUUCCUGCAAAGUGCAACUUGCCAUCUGUGUCUCGGAUUCGGAUCACUUGCUCUGUUUCUGCGUGCGCUGUGCUCGCGUCUUUGCAUCUGCCGCCGUAGCGCCGCCGUCUGGUGCGCACCGCUACGCUACUACUCUACAAAGUGCAGCGCCUUGGAAUUCGGUUAUCCUUAA
Messenger RNA from Miscanthus lutarioriparius, 714 nucleotides. NCBI's taxonomy places the organism in Eukaryota, Viridiplantae, Streptophyta, Magnoliopsida, Poales, Poaceae. The record is from the annotation of a GenBank genome assembly.